Hydra vulgaris (swiftwater hydra) is the source of this 821-nucleotide messenger RNA. RefSeq names its product fibrillin-1-like. The record is from RefSeq and is a predicted model, not a curated record. Gene Ontology annotation, molecular function: calcium ion binding. NCBI's taxonomy places the organism in Eukaryota, Metazoa, Cnidaria, Hydrozoa, Anthoathecata, Hydridae.
AUAUCAAUGAAUGUACUCAAAUCAAUCCUCCAUGUUCAUGGAGCAACGGAGUAUGUAUGAAUACAAAUGGCGGUUUUUUUUGCUCAUGUAAAGUAGGAUGGACAUUGGGUCAAGAUAAUGCUAGCUGCGUCGAUGUAAAUGAAUGUGCAAGUAGCAAUCCUCCUUGUUCUUUAAUCAGCGGAGUAUGUAAUAACACAAAUGGUAGUUAUUUUUGUUCUUGUAACAAAGGAUGGAUGUUGUCUCAAGAUAAUGCUACGUGUGUUGAUGUAAAUGAGUGUAUUGAAAACGUUACAUCAUGUUCCAAUGGAGGUUGUAUAACAGUAGACGAGAAACUUCGAUGUCCAGUGUACUUAGUGGCAAGUAACUCAAUCCCGUUGACAAAGGGUGCUGUCAUUGCUAAUAUACCAAUACUAGAAAAAGAAUACAUAGUUUCGUUUGAUGUUUAUCUUGCGUCUUUUACUACUGACGUUCGUAUUGUUGUUUAUUUUACCAUUGGUUUAAAUCGUUCGAAUAAUGAUAUGAUUCCAGCUCUCUUACUUUAUCCAAAUGGAAAUAUGGCUAUCCCAGCUCCUGCUAAUGGAAAUUUUUUUACCUACCCAACUCCAAUUGCAUUAAAUACAUGGACAAAUGUUAGAAUAAGUCAAGUUCUGAUUGGUACACAAUAUGUAUAUACAAUCAGAAUAAUUAAUCAAGCUGUUUCUGUUGAAUUUAACAACCAAGCUCAAAGUUUUUAUAAUGUCACAGUAUAUGCUUCAGAUCCUUGGUAUGAAGCUCAGGAUGGUUUUUAUAAGAAACUUGUUCUUUAUCAAUGGAAGGGCUAG